GCCGUCUCUAAGUCUAUAAAUAUCACCAUCAUAUGGACACUGCUACCAUCAACUUUUAUCAAAAUGGCACAGGAAGAGAUGAUGAAGAUGAUGAUGAUGAGGAGAGGUCCAUGGACAGAACAAGAAGAUGUUCAGCUGGUUCUUUACGUGAACAUGUUCGGCGAUCGGCGGUGGGAUUUUCUGGCCAAAGUUUCAGGUUUGCAAAGGUUUUGGUGGGAGAAUCUCAAAACUGGAUAGGGUUGAAAAGAAGUGGAAAGAGUUGCAGGUUACGUUGGGUUAAUUACUUGCAGCCUGGCCUCAAACGUGGCAAGAUCACCCCUCAAGAACAACGACUCAUUCUUCAACUCCACUCCAAAUGGGGCAAUAGGUGGUCGAAAAUUGCCCAGAAAUUACCGGGACGAACCGACAACGAAAUCAAGAACUACUGGAGAACCCACAUGAGGAAAAAGGCUAACGAAGACAGAGCCAACAAGUGCGCUUCUUCAUCAUCAUCAUCAUCACUCUCCAAUAAUUCUUCUUCCUCUUCCGGCGCCUCCAGCAGCCCGCCGGCGGUGGACUCCCGGCCGAUUCCGGCCACAAACGAGAGGAACUUCUACGACACAGGAGGAAUAAUAUUUGAGGACGAAACUAAAACGACGCCGCCGCAGCAGCAGCAGGAGGAGGAGGAAAUAGAGAAGAAGAUGGAUCAUCAUCAUCAGCAACAGCAGCAGGUGUGCUCAUCAUCAAUGGAUGAUAUAUGGAAAGACAUGGAAUUAUGGGCGGAACAACAAAAAGGUGGUUGUACGAUGUGGAAUUAUUGGUCGGAGUGGGUAUGGACUACGACAUGUAGUAGUAGUAGUAAUAACAGGAUGUGUCCCCCGCCGCCGCCGCCUGCUUCCACCGAUCGUCUCUGCUUCUUUGACAACCAAGAUUAUAUAUGCACAAUAUAAUAUAAUUGACUGCCUAAAUUACACCCACCCACCUUCAUAUACUCUCUCUCUCUCUCUCUCUCUCUCUAACCUUGUACGCAUAUUUAGCUUCUUUUGUGGUACGUGUUCUUUGCUGGAUGGUGUUACAAUU
Molecule: messenger RNA, 1059 nt
Organism: Ipomoea nil (Japanese morning glory)
Lineage: Eukaryota; Viridiplantae; Streptophyta; Magnoliopsida; Solanales; Convolvulaceae
Product: myb-like protein M
Exons: 3
Coding region: 33-929 (298 amino acids)
Biological process (GO): regulation of DNA-templated transcription
Cellular component (GO): nucleus
Molecular function (GO): sequence-specific DNA binding; DNA-binding transcription factor activity
Source: RefSeq, a predicted model, not a curated record